GCCUUUCCGACAGGGUAAUGUGCCUCUGUGACAUUAAAGAGGAAACUCUGCGAAGGGGAGGGAUGACAACAAAUUUAUCCACCAAUAGCACACUCUUUUGGCACAAAAGCACAUUCUUAUCUUUACAUCCCAUAAUGAGAAGGCAGGGACGGGACUGUUGCUACAGCUCUCUGGGUGGGUAGAUGUGGAGUGCAAGAGAAGGGUGCCUGUAAACUGUCAGAUAUUUUUCCCCCCUUGCCUUUGGAAAGAGAAGGACCCGCGUUCGUGGUCCUGCAGUGGUUUUCCUGAGCCCCCGGUGAGGAGGACUUCUCGCACGAUGUCAGACUGCGAGGGACUGCCUGUGGAUGACAGUGCCUCUGCUGCCAGCAGUAUGGAGGUCACAGACCGCAUUGCCUCUCUGGAGCAGCGUGUCCAGAUGCAGGAAGAUGACAUCCAGCUGCUCAAAUCUGCCCUUGCUGAUGUGGUCCGACGCUUGAAUAUUACAGAGGAGCAGCAGGCCAUGCAGAACAAGAAAGGACCUACCAAAGCAAGACCACUGGUACAAACCCUGCCUUUAAGGACUACAGUUAACAAUGGAACUGUAUUACCAAAGAAACCAAGUGGCUCUUUACCUUCUCCAUCAGGAACCAGAAAGGAGACUGUAUCACCAGCAGCAAAAAGGUCUGUGAAUCUUCUCAAUGCAUGCAAACUGAAAAAGCCUGCUCUAAGCACCAUUAAGAGAACCAGUUCAGCUGAGCGUGUGUCCCCAGGAGGUCGGAGGGAAAGCUAUGGAGAUUCCAAAGGGAGUCGCAACCGCACUGGUUCCACCAGCAGUUCAUCUAGUGGUAAAAAGAACAGUGAAAGCAAACCCAAGGAACCAAUGUUCAGUGCAGGGAAGCGCCGUGUGACGCACUGCAAAGAGGAAGGAUACGUAAAAAUGUUUCUUCGUGGACGUCCUGUUACCAUGUACAUGCCCAAAGAGCAAGUGGAAUCUUACAAUUUGGAAGCAAAAGUAGAACUACCAGCCAAGAGGCUUAAACUGGAAUGGGUCUAUGGCUAUAGGGGCCGGGACUGCCGCAGCAAUCUCUAUCUCCUGCCGACGGGCGAGACCGUGUACUUCAUCGCCUCUGUGGUUGUGCUGUUCAACGUCGAAGAGCAGCUUCAGAGACAUUACACUGGUCAUAAUGAUGAUGUGAAGUGCCUGGCUGUUCAUCCUGAUAGGAUCACUAUAGCAACAGGUCAAGUUGCAGGGACAUCCAAGGAUGGGAAACAAUUGCCACCACACGUGCGUGUCUGGGAUUCUGUAACUCUGAACACACUUCAUGUCAUUGGAAUGGGGUUUUUUGACCGAGCUGUCACUUGUAUUGCUUUUUCUAAAUCUAAUGGAGGAAGUAGCCUGUGCUCUGUGGAUGACUCCAAUGACCAUGUGCUUUCAGUGUGGGACUGGCAGAAAGAAGAAAAGCUGGCAGAUGUCAAGUGCUCUAAUGAGGCUGUAUUUGCUGCAGAUUUUCACCCUACUGAUACAAAUAUAAUAGUUACUUGUGGAAAAUCACACCUUUAUUUUUGGACACUAGAAGGGAAUUCCCUCAUUAAAAAGCAAGGAUUAUUUGAGAAACAAGAGAAGCCAAAGUUUGUCCUGUGUGUGACCUUUUCUGAAAAUGGUGAUACUAUUACAGGAGACUCAAGUGGAAACAUUUUGGUUUGGGGGAAAGGUACCAACAGAAUAAGCCACGCAAUUCAAGGAGCACACGAGGGUGGAAUAUUUGCACUGUGUAUGCUGCGAGAUGGCACGUUGGUAUCAGGAGGUGGAAAAGACCGAAAGCUGAUAUCUUGGAAUGGAAACUACCAAAAAAUUCACAAAACUGAGAUUCCAGAGCAGUUUGGUCCAAUAAGAACAGUUGCAGAGGGAAAAGGGGACGUUGUAUUAAUAGGAACCACCAGAAACUUCGUCCUACAGGGCACGCUGUCAGGAGACUUUUUCCCAAUUACCCAGGGCCACACCGAUGAGCUUUGGGGACUUGCAGUCCAUUCCUCUAAGCCUCAGUUCUUCACAUGUGGACAUGACAAACACAUUACACUCUGGGAUGCAACCACUCACCAUCCCAUCUGGAACAAGAUUAUAGAGGAUCCAGCACAGUCUUCAGGUUUUCAUCCUUCAGCAUCUGUUGUUGCAGUAGGGACACUAACUGGAAGGUGGUUUGUGUUUGACACAGAAACAAAAGACUUGGUCACUGUACACACAGAUGGAAACGAACAGCUGUCUGUAAUGCGUUACUCACCAGAUGGAAACUUCUUGGCAAUCGGUUCCCAUGACAACUGUAUUUAUAUAUAUGGUGUAAGUGAAAAUGGAAGAAAGUACACUAGAAUUGGCAAAUGUUCAGGUCAUUCCAGCUUCAUUACUCAUCUGGAUUGGUCUGUUAAUUCACAAUAUCUCGUGUCUAAUUCAGGAGACUAUGAAAUCUUAUACUGGAUCCCCUCUGCUUGUAAACAAGUUGUGAGUGUUGAAACAACUAGGGAUAUAGAAUGGGCCACUUAUACCUGUACUUUAGGAUUCCAUGUUUUUGGUGUAUGGCCUGAAGGUUCAGAUGGCACAGAUAUCAACGCUGUCUGUCGAUCCCAUGGGAGAAAACUGCUAUCAACAGGAGAUGACUUUGGCAAAGUACAUCUCUUCUCAUAUCCAUGCUCACAGUUUAGGGCUCCAAGCCAUGUGUACGGUGGACACAGUAGUCAUGUAACUAAUGUAGAUUUUCUCUGUGAAGACACCCACCUCAUCUCCACAGGAGGAAAGGACACAAGUAUUAUGCAGUGGCGAGUCAUUUAAAGGAAACAUCAGCAUGAACAUACACAGUUGAGUCGACCAUGCACAGAACUUAUGUAUAAACUGUAUAUUUAAAACUUAACAGUAUGUUUGCAGUUUAGCCUGGUCACUGUGAUUUUUGUUUAAAAAAUUCUUACAAACCUCAGGAAAAUUAAGCCCUGUGCUGGUUACCUUACUCAGUCUAGUAUUUUUUUUUUCAUUGUGUCACACCUUAAGGUUGUUCGUUCUCUGUUGUACAAUAUAUGAUGCAGUACAAGUUUAAUAUAAAAAAUGUGGCUUGACAGUUUGCAAUACAGUGGUAUCAGCAGAAUGUGACUAUAUUAAAUGUUUUCUAUAAACACUGCUAAACUGGUCACAAAAAUGCCUUUCAAAGACUGUAUAUAUGUGCUUAUUCGUUUCACUAUCUACACUUUGUACUAUAUAUCUACUUAUAUAGAAAAAUCUAUGACAAUGUCAAGGUACUGAACUGUUUCUGCUGGAGGCUGAUGAAUAGAUACAAAAAGUAUAAACUGCCAUGUAAGAUGCAAAAAUUAGUGUUCUAGACCUGAAAAUGUGAAUGCUGGUAAAUUUGCAUUCUCUUGGUAACAGCACACCGUGGGUGUCACCCAUGAGGAGUUGUGUGAUUUUCCAAUGAAUCAGCAGGCUUUGUCCCAGUUUGACCUGAAUUUCUCCGCAGGGCUUACAGAUGUCUGUGUGGUUCAGGUAGUCCAUAUGAGUUUAAAUUAAAAAUCUUUUUACUUGUAUAUGAAAAAUUUCUUUUUGAAAACUUGGCCACAUCCCCAUUAUUGGCUCAUAUAUUUAACUAAUAUGUAUAUUAAUCAGCAUGAUGCUAUAUUGUACAUGUAUAAGAUUUUAGCAGUUCAUAACAAAUGGUAAGGCCAUCUAGCUUUACUUUUUUAUGCUUAUGGAUACUGUAUAUUUGUAUUUUAAGACCAAGUAGACCAAGUCUAAAGAUAUCUUUUUAAGUGUACCAUAAACCUGCAGAGGGUAAAGGAAGACUUGGAAGCCUACAUGAAAUAUUAAUGUGUAACUUCUGGCCCCUGUGUUUUGUGCAUGGAUGGGUAUUUAUAGUAUGAAAUAAGAUUGUGUUUUGCAAUGAAGUAACAGUGGAGGUGGUAUAAAAUGGUUAAGAAGGCCUUAUCAAUGUUGAUUGUGACACAGAUUGAAAUGUAUUGUUUACUAUAAGGAAUGUAUCUGAAGAAUUUUAAAAGAAGAGUUCUAAGUGGACUCGAAAAAGGUAAUAUUAAAAUUUUGCUUGAAAUGGACAGUAAAUGUUAAUUCUCUGAACUCUAAAGCACUGGUUGUUUAGAGUGAUUUAAAUGAAAUUGAAUCAAUAAAUUUUGAAACUUUUUUAUUACAUCUCCAACCUCCUACACUGAAAGUGCAGGACACCAAUAAACAUGUAUUAAAGUGAA
Molecule: messenger RNA, 4212 nt
Organism: Taeniopygia guttata (zebra finch)
Lineage: Eukaryota; Metazoa; Chordata; Aves; Passeriformes; Estrildidae
Source: RefSeq, a predicted model, not a curated record